GAACUAUCUGUAUUGCAUGAUGCCCACGAUGAGCUUAAAUCGUCCGGGAAACUAAAGAAACUUCUCAAAAUUGUCCUUGCAAUCGGCAACUAUCUUAACGGUACUUCAUUUCGCGGUAAUGCAUACGGUUUUCAAUUAGACGCGCUCCUCAAAAUGCGUGAUACGAAAGCUAUCGAAAACAACGCGAAAGGCACAUCCACUUUACUUCAUUAUCUGGCUAAUACUCUCGAAUUUAAACAACGAGACCUAAUUACGUUCAUGGAUGAACUUCCCCAUUUAGAGGUAGCUGCUAGGGUGUCUGUAGUUACUCUCAUGGCCUCUGUCAAUUCUCUUGCAACUGGUGUUGCACAAAUUAGGGAAGAGAUCCGUAUACUUAGACGGAUAAGAUUGUCUCCUGAAAACGACAAGUUCAUAGAAGUUAUGAGUGCGUUCGUUGAAGAUGCUGAACCCAAAGUUGCAAGUAUAAGAGAUAGAGCUACGGAAUUAGAUGAGGAGCUCAAACAAUUGUUAGUUUAUUACGGCGAAGAUCCUUCAGUGACGAAACCAGAGGAUUUCUUUGGGUUAAUUGUCUCCUUUGCGUCUUCGUUGGCGAAAGCGCGAAAAGACAAUGAAGAACUGCGAAGGAAAGCCGAGAAAGAACGUGACAAUCAAGUCUCCCGCAUGUCCAGUCGUCGUCAGUCAGACACGGCAAGUGUUUCAUCAUCCCUUGCUGGCAAAGGCGAACUUGAUGAAACGAUCCACCAACUCCGAGCUGGUCUUCGGAGGAGCCGCGGUCGUCCUGUAUCCAGGGUAUUCUUGGAAAUGCACAAUGAAGAAGGACAUCAGUUUGACAUAUCAUAUGAUCAUACACGAGAUAGGUCUUUCAUCGAACAUCAACGAGAUAGAUCUUCAUAUAUAGCUCAUCAUCGAGUUGUGAGUCAUCAGCGGGAGAGGACAUAUGAGGUGCGGUAG
Messenger RNA from Paraglomus brasilianum, 951 nucleotides. The record is from the annotation of a GenBank genome assembly. Lineage: Eukaryota; Fungi; Glomeromycota; Glomeromycetes; Paraglomerales; Paraglomeraceae.